Molecule: messenger RNA, 1685 nt
Organism: Mercurialis annua (annual mercury)
Lineage: Eukaryota; Viridiplantae; Streptophyta; Magnoliopsida; Malpighiales; Euphorbiaceae
Product: cytochrome P450 71A9-like
Exons: 2
Coding region: 100-1641 (513 amino acids)
Molecular function (GO): heme binding; oxidoreductase activity, acting on paired donors, with incorporation or reduction of molecular oxygen; monooxygenase activity
Source: RefSeq, a predicted model, not a curated record
AUUUUAUCCUUUUCACAUCAUCCCAAUUUUUCUUCAGAAAUAACAAUAAAUAACAUGUGCAUGAUCUCUUGGAAUACACAAAACUAAGCGUUCUUGAAGAUGGGUGUAUCAUUUCUUGUUUCUUCACUAUCCCAGGUCGAUCAACCCAUGAUCAUAAUCAUAAUCCCAUUUGUUUUUCUUACAAGUUGGUUGUUUUUCUACUUCAUCAGCGACCCCUUGGUACGAGCAAAGAAGCUCCCACCAGGUCCUAAAAGGCUUCCAAUCAUAGGGAACUUGCACCAGCUACCGAACCCUAUCCAUAAAUCACUUCACCACUUAGCAGAAAAAUAUGGCCCUCUUAUGUACUUGCAGCUUGGUUCAAUACCUACUGUGAUAAUUUCCUCUGCUGACAUGGUAAGAGAUAUCUUUAGAACCCAUGACACUGUCUUUUCCGGCAGACCCGCUUUAUACGCCGGGAAGAAACUGAGUUACAAUUGCUCCGACAUUGCUUUUGCUCCAUACAAUCAACAGUGGAAGGAGAUGAAGAAAAUUGCAAGUUUGGAAAUGCUAAGUACAAACAGAGUGCAAUCUUUUAAGACAGUACGAGAAGAAGAAGUGAGUCGUAUGAUUGAGUCUAUAGCUAAUGUGUCCGGUCCGAUUAACCUAAGCGAAUUAAUUCUAUUGGUAUCGAAUAGAGUGGUGUGUCGAGCCGCUUUUGGAAGAAAUUAUGAAGCUGAAAUUAAUGGAGGACGAGGACUGGAUUAUCUGCUUAGUGAAGCGCAGGAAUUGCUCGGAGGAUUUUGCAUAGCGGACUUUUUUCCAUGGAUGGAAUGGUUUUGUAAGUUCAAUGGCUUAGAAGCUCGAGUUGAGAAGACUUUCCGACAACUUGACGAGCUUUAUGAUAAAAUAAUAGAGGAACAUCUUGAUCCAGACAGACCUAAAUCUGAGCAUGAAGACCUUGUCGAUGUACUGCUACGACUGCAAAGAGAUGAUAGUCGAAAGGUUCCUCUCUCCAACAAUUCCGUCAAGGGCGCUCUCACGGACAUGUUCAUUGCCGGAACUGAUACGUCUGCGGCGACAAUAGUUUGGACAAUGACAGAGCUGAUCAGAAAUCAUCAGGUAAUGAAAAGAGCCCAAGAAGAAGUGAGAGGACUAGUUAAAGGCAAAACCAAAGUUGAAGAAAGUGAUAUUCCAGGUCUAGGUUACCUAAAAGCAGUACUAAAAGAAUCACUUAGAGUCCAUCCACCAACACCAUUGAUGGUUCCACGAGAAACUACCCAAGAUUGCAGAGUCGGAGGUUAUGACAUCUCAGCUAAAACAAGGGUAUUUAUAAAUGGAUCAUCCAUAUUCAUGGACCCUAAAAACUGGGAAAAUCCAACUGAAUUUCGACGGGAGAGAUUUCUGAAUAGUUCAGUUGAUUUUAUCGGACCGCAUUUCGAGUUAACAGCGUUUGGUGUCGGACGACGACGAUGUCCUGGCAUGAAUUUUGCUGUAAUGGUGGUGGAGCUAGCAUUGGCUAAUCUGUUGUAUCAUUUCGACUGGGGAUUGCCCGAUGGAGUUGGAAUCGAUGAUAUGGACAUGGAGGAAGCAUUUGGCAUUACUAUGCAUAAGAAAUCUCAUCUAUAUCUAGUGGCUACUCCUGUAGAUAAUAGCAAUAUCUAGUCUGUCUUUAAUGCGAUCUUUAUUAAUGGGUGAUUUUAAGUCAA